This is a messenger RNA of Chrysochloris asiatica (Cape golden mole), 722 nucleotides long. It is a transcript of the gene GTF3C6, whose product is annotated as general transcription factor IIIC, polypeptide 6, alpha 35kDa. The transcript has 6 exons. Gene Ontology annotation, cellular component: transcription factor TFIIIC complex. Bases 1 to 657 code for a protein of 218 amino acids. Gene Ontology annotation, biological process: transcription by RNA polymerase III. NCBI's taxonomy places the organism in Eukaryota, Metazoa, Chordata, Mammalia, Afrosoricida, Chrysochloridae. The record is from RefSeq and is a predicted model, not a curated record.
AUGGCGGCGACCGAGGAUCGGAGGCGCGAAGAGUGGGAAGAGGAAGAAGAGCAGUUGGUACUUGUGGAAUUGUCAGGAAUUAUUGAUUCAGACUUUCUCUCAAAAUGUGAAAAUAACUGCAAGAUUUUGGGCAUUGACACUGAGAGGCCUAUUAUGCAAGUGGACAACUAUGUCUUUGCUGGGGAAUAUGAAGACACUCUUGGGACCUGUGUUAUAUUUGAAGAAGAUGUAGAGGAGCAUGUGGAUGCAGAAGGCAACAAUAAAACAGUGCUAAAAUACAAAUGUCAUACAAUGAAGAAACUCAGCAUGACAAGAACUCUUCUGACAGAAAAGAAAGAAGGAGAAGAAACCAUAGGUGGCGUGGAGUGGCUGCAAAUCAAUGAUACUGAUUCCUCCAGUAGACCCAACAUGAUUUGUAGCUUUCUACAUGAUAAUGAAGAUGAAGAAGUUGUAGCUCCAGCCUCAGAUAAACCUUUGGAGUUGAAGGAGCAAGAGAUUCAAAUGAAAGAGAACUCAGACCUGAGUUAUGAACAGGGGAAAUCACUGCACUUGGAAAUAGAGGACUCUGAUCCUCUUAUUGAGAUCUCUUCUUUUGAUACAGAAGGUUUUGUUUUUAUGGAAACUCAGGAUGCUGCCUUAGAAUCUACACCAAGAUGAAAUGUCUCUCAUAUCUAAUCAUGAACUUACUUAGUUUUUAAGACAUAUAUUUGGCUUUGUAGCUU